Messenger RNA from Armigeres subalbatus, 473 nucleotides. RefSeq names its product alpha-aminoadipic semialdehyde synthase, mitochondrial-like. Lineage: Eukaryota; Metazoa; Arthropoda; Insecta; Diptera; Culicidae. The transcript has 3 exons. The record is from RefSeq and is a predicted model, not a curated record. The coding region runs from base 183 to 473 and encodes 96 amino acids.
UGUUCAGUCCUGGCAAGUAUUUCCACCUUCCCUCACAGUAUUGUGCUGUGCUGAUAGCGAGUUCCCGUCGUCUGCCAUGCCAACCACCGAAACCAAUUGCCUGAGGGUAUUACACAGGAGAUCUUCUCGAAUCCGACGUGAGCAAUUUGUACCAGUUGUGCUGUAGCACUUGAACCGUUAACAUGUUACGAAUUUUGAGGUGCCGUGAUAACUCAUCCCUUCGGAUGUUUUCCCGAGCUAAACAUACGGGCACAGUGAUAGCGAUUCGUCGCGAAGAUCAAUCAGUAUGGGAGCGACGAGCCUCCUUCAGUCCAGCUGGCGUAAAGAAGCUCAUCAAGCAGGGCGUUAAGGUGAUAGUUCAACCGUCCAAUCGACGAGCCUACCCAAUGCAGACUUGCGGGGGACCUGCGUCUGCUGAUAAGUGUUUUGGCCAAUUGUAUCAGUUCAAGUACAGCAUUAUUAUGGAGCGAUAA